Anopheles darlingi is the source of this 4963-nucleotide messenger RNA. Its product is annotated as solute carrier family 25 member 44. The record is from RefSeq and is a predicted model, not a curated record. Lineage: Eukaryota; Metazoa; Arthropoda; Insecta; Diptera; Culicidae. The transcript is spliced from 2 exons. Gene Ontology annotation, biological process: branched-chain amino acid catabolic process; transmembrane transport. The coding region runs from base 624 to 1589 and encodes 321 amino acids. Gene Ontology annotation, molecular function: branched-chain amino acid transmembrane transporter activity. Gene Ontology annotation, cellular component: mitochondrion.
UGUUUUUGCAAAAAAAAUUCGAUCCUUCUUCGCUUCGAGAAAUCUCGGGCCAAGAAAAUUUGAAUCACUAAGCAAGAAGAGAAAACGAUCGCGUUUCAAUUAGUGCGAGAUCACAUGGCAAACACGCGGAGCCAUUGCUCAUCGGGAACAGUGAAUUAAGCCACAGAGCGUUGAUUGUGCGUUGUUUUUCCACGGCUUCGUGCGAUGAAGAAAGAGGAACCUCGAAACAGAAAGAUGCGAGAUGAUUUCAUAGUGCUGAUCGCAGGGAUACUGCGCUUGAGUCACAUAGCGCCGUGAGCGACGGCAAGUAAAGAUUCAACUAGGGAAGAGCUGGCUCAGCAAGGUCAUCUGGCACUCUACAGAGAAAAGCUUUCAUACGGUGUCCUUCACGAAACGAGUCACGAUGCAUCAAAAACAGUACAUUUCAUCACACGGAGGGUCCUAACACCACGAGGAAGCAGGCUGUCGCGCAAGUACACACCAAUCAGCGCACAAGAUUAUCAACCACAGAUAAGCAACUACCGCCAUCGGUUAGCCAAAGAGUGGAAACCAGCCAUCAUCUGUAGGCUGCGUGGUUACCUUUAGCAGUAUCAAAAGGUUUUAUACGCCCACCGGUCAGCAAAAUGGGGGAUGGUGGACCUGGCGGGCCAUUCCUACGUACCAUCGAGUGGGAUAUGAUGGAUAAGCGUAAAUUCUUUCCACUAUCGAUGCUGAGCUCGUUUUCGGUUCGCUGUGCCCUCUAUCCGCUCACAGUGAUCAAAACCCAGCUACAAGUGCAAUUCCGGAACGAUGUCUACAAAGGAAUGAUCGAUGCUGGAAUCAAAAUCUAUCGCAACGAGGGUGUACCAGGACUGUACCGUGGUUUUUGGAUUUCCUCAGUUCAGAUCGUGAGCGGUGUGUUCUACAUCAGCACGUACGAAGGCGUGCGACACGUGCUCAGCCAAUACGGAGCGAAUCAGCGGGCCAAAUCGCUAGUUGCAGGAGGAUGCGCUUCACUCGUCGGACAGACCAUCAUCGUACCUUUCGACGUUAUUUCGCAGCACGCAAUGGUACUAGGAAUGGGUGCACAUGGCGGUAAGAAUGGUGCCGUUAACCCGCUUGGCAUUAACUUUGACAAGGGUAGCAGUCGAUUACGGAUUACACGAGAUAUUGCCCGAGAAAUUUUACGCCGAGAUGGGUUUGGAGGUUUCUAUCGCGGCUACACUGCUAGCCUGAUGGCCUACGUACCAAACUCAGCCAUGUGGUGGGCUUUUUACCAUCUGUAUCAGGACGAGUUGCUAAAGAUAGUACCACCGUGGGUUUCCCAUCUAUUCGUGCAGUGCGUGGCCGGUAGUUUCGGAGGCUUCACGACUACUAUCAUCACCAAUCCUUUAGACAUUGUUCGGGCACGGUUGCAGGUGCAGCGACUUGACUCAAUGAGCGUCGCUUUCCGCGAGCUGUGGCACGAGGAACACUUUCACAUGUUCUUCAAAGGGUUAACGGCCCGGUUGGUGCAAUCGGCCGCAUUUUCCUUCAGUAUCAUACUCGGGUACGAAACCAUCAAGCGGGUCUCCGUGAACGAGCAAUACAGGCAUCUAAUUCGAUGGUAAGAGCAGAGCAGAGCUCACCUAUUGGAAGCGUUUUCGAUUACUUUAUCGAACAAAUCAUAGGAACACAUCAUCAUAGAAGAAUUUCUGUUCACCAGUAUGUCUAUCUCAAUUGUAAGUAAAAUGUGUAAAAUGAUUAAGUAUAAUGUUAUAAAUGUAAACUGUUUCUCCCCAAAAAUCACAUGAACAAUAAUGAGUUAGGGUAAGGUUGGUUAUGUAUAGCUGCGACUGCCAAGAGACGAUCAGAUUGAUUGAUAGUGUACGUUAGUAUAUAAAUGUACGUGCAAUAUUAUAUCGAAUGCAAGGAAUUUCUAGAAACAUAAUUGCCAACUGUUAUUUCCGCUUCUUUGUAACGAAAAUUGGAUCGUACCUUCGUAAAAGUUACAGUUAGAUGAAUAUCUACUUUCUAUUUUAUGUACUUGCAAAUUCGAUUUUAAAAAACGAAGGAUAUUAUAUACCUUUCUGCAGAAAAGCACCAAACUGGAUUUAGUGCGUACCCUUUUGUAAACAAUGUUAUAAAUCCUUGUGUAGACCAGCCACCCGUUCCGUUGUUAUUAGCACAGCUUUACACACUAUACCACCAUUUGCGGCUACGUGCUUUAAAAGCCGGCAAUAUGAGGUACCAUUGGACCAGUUUAUACUAUCAUCUCGCGAACUAUUUUAUGUUGUUAUAGGUAUCAGCGAUGAAAGAAUGGUAAACAAAUGUUUAACCCUUUUAUCGUGUUAUGUCGCCUUAGAGUGGAUCGAGACAAGUAAUUCUAUGUAAGAGGCAGAAUAAAACCAAACCAAGCCAGCUUUGAUAAAGCUCAUGUUGAAAAUUAUUAAUGAAAAAUUUACCUAUGCCGUAAUAUUUUGAGUUUUGGUAGAAAGAAUUUAAUCAAUCAAGAAUUAAAUGCAAAAACAGUAAUAACUCUUUACAUUGUGUUGCAACUUUUUCAGCUAACCUCACAAUAAUGUGUCACCAUUGACACACAACUUACAAAGCGAAGCUAUGGAGUUAAGUGAGUAUAAAAUGAAAAUCACAUGCUAAUGUUAUCACUAUGUUUUAGUAUAACCAGAGAAAGCAACAAAUCGGUUGUUAACUACUUUGAAACAUUUUUUUCUGGCUAGCUCAUGAAAGCCACAUCUGAUGUUCACAUCAAAUUUAGAAAACAGUCUACAAUCGAUUACCUUUAUUCAAGUCUGCGGCAUCAGUCAUUUGUUUAGCUAUUAAUAAGGUCAAUUUCGCGUAACGUUCUUCAAGCUCACGGUAUAAGUUAGUCGAGAAGAUGAAUCGACAAAAAGAAAUCAUAAAUAAGAAAAACUCACGACAGAUAUCAAACUCAACCUCUAGAACAAAAGCAACAUAAAACACCGAUUAGACCAUGAUUCACGAAAUUCUCGCACAAAAUAGGUCACAGAUCGAAACGAAAGAAUGACCCACAAAGUAAGGGUAGAAAAUGUGGGUAAGAUUUACGAAAGUGGAUCAACGCUUGCUUUCAAGAUCUUUGAGACUGGUUGACGGAGAUGAUCGCUAGUGUUUUUUGUCGUGGACGGGGUUGGGGACAAUGAAUCUCUCACGGAUUUUCCAGCACAGCACGAAAUGUAUUUUGCUCCGACUAGCCCAACUUCCCAGGUCCCACAGAUUAACGUGGAAUGAGAUCAGAAGGUCAUGAGGGCGGCAGUGUCAGUUUUAUGAGAUGAUCUUGAGCAAAAGAAGGGGGGAGGAGCGGGGGGGGGGCUGCUGCAAGCGUGCAAAUGGCGAGGAAUUUUGCCGCAAUUCUUGUUUAAGUAACUGUUAAAUAACAUUCAGUAGUAGUGUAUUUUCACUACAAGUUAAGCAUCAUGAGUAUCGUCCACGUUAUCGUAGACGAUGAACGCAUUUUCUUAAUGUUCUAAUUCCCAACUAUUUAUUUCUUCCAGCGUUAAUUGUUUGUGGAUGUGUUAGAGGGAGAGUUGCGCGAUUUCGGUGUUCAAUUACAGCACAAACCAUCCAAAUUAAGGUUUUGAAAAUGACUCAGUCUUAGUUCAAAACAAUGCUCCGAGAUGGCCGUCUACUAUUUAUAGGGUGGAAAUCUGCACUACUACAAACCAGUGUGGGCCAUCGCCAGAACAAUACCCCUAACGUCAAUUUCUCACUCACGGUAACUCUCAUACAUAUUGCCACCCCUAUGGCGCAGUCUUCUGCAGAAUUGGUUUGUCUAACCAACCAUUACUACGAACAAUUCUACUAUAUUGAAGUGAAGAAACAAUACAAUACAUUGCUAAAGAACGACGUAUACAAGUUUUAGAUUGAGAAUCGUACAGCUUCCAACACCUGUACAGUAACCGGUAGAUACGUCUAUCGUAAGUUCUGCUAUUUCGGGUUAAUGCAACAAAUGAAACUUACGAGCACGCCCAUUGGCCAUUGGAGCAAAGAAAAAGUAAGAUUUAAAGAUUGUUAAAUGGGACCCAUAAAAAUCCAAUUCUAGUUGACAAUUAUCGAUCCAUUGGUAGAGAACGGUGAUAUGAAUGCCGACGGUAUGGUAACAACUUGAAUAAAUGCAUAAGUGUACCUCAUCCAGCGAAUACUAUUGUCUAACAUUGUAUUAUGCCAACAUUACUCCUUUGAUUUAUAAUAUGUUUGUUUAACGAAUUCCAAGCUGAAUAGCAGUCUUCGUUAAUAGUUUGAUCGAGCCGCCAUAGAAGAGUAGAGUUUGCUAAUUCAAGUGGCUUUGACUGUUUCAGCACUAACUGAUGGCCAAUAUUCAAUGAUACCAACAAUUAGCACAAACAGAAUACGGAAUACGUAAAUUCUAAUUUACAUAUUUAAUUAGUUCGCCUCAUUCGCCUGGGAAGGUGUAGAAAUCGCGCAGUGACAUCCGUUUAUUACAGUGGGAAUAGAGAGAUUUUGAGCUUUUUUGAUUUUGUUCAAACUGACGGAGGUGAACAUUUUCUCGCUAGAAGGUUAACGAAAUUCACGGUACAAAAAUUAAUGGUACUUCGGGAUACUUAGACACAUUUUCUACCGCCCAAAGACAGAAUUGGGAUGUAAAAAUGUAAAUGUAAAUAGUUCGUUACGACAUCACGAUUGGUAACAACAUUUUUAUGUAAAUAUUAUUUUCAAUUUAUAUUUACACAUUCACUUGAUGGUUUACUAAUUAAAAGGAGCUUACUUAUCUGUAGACUUAUCGUAUUUAUUGAAUGUAUGCGAAAGAUUUGAUAACAUUUUCGAAUUGUUCUAGAAUAAGCGAACAGUUAAACUCACACUAUUUCAUUCACUUUUUGCCUGCAAUGAUCAAACUGCAACAAACUGGUUUCAGAUGCAACUAACCUCCAGAGACCGAGGAACCUUCCUUGCAUCGGCAUGUACGGAGUGUUUCGUACGAAAGACAUUAAAUUGUCUCGAACGGUCCAAU